UCAUUCACUUUCUCUCUCCACCCCCAUUUCAAUUUCUAGGGUUUGCACUUUCACACAGCAAAAAUGGUGAACAUCCCAAAAACGAAGAAAACCUACUGCAAGAACAAAGAGUGCAAGAAGCACACAACCCACAAAGUGACCCAAUACAAGAAGGGCAAAGACAGUUUGGCUGCGCAGGGAAAACGCCGUUACGAUCGCAAGCAAUCUGGCUAUGGCGGUCAGACUAAGCCUGUUUUCCACAAGAAGGCUAAGACUACCAAGAAGAUUGUUCUGAGGCUUCAGUGUCAGUCGUGCAAGCAUGUGUCGCAGCACCCAAUUAAGCGUUGCAAGCACUUUGAGAUUGGUGGUGAUAAGAAGGGCAAGGGUACUACCUUGUUUUAGAUGUUUGGUUUCUCUCUCCUCAAUGUUUCUUCUGGUUUUAGAAGUUUAAUUUUGAUGAGUUUUUCGCGUUAGAUUUGGAAACGAUUUAUGCUUUCUGCAAUUUUUGUUGGAUAUUUUAAUUUGUGUACGGAUGUUAUUGCUGAAAUGAAUUAGUCUGUUUUUAUUUAUGAUUA
This is a messenger RNA of Spinacia oleracea (spinach), 554 nucleotides long. RefSeq names its product 60S ribosomal protein L44-like. The coding region runs from base 64 to 381 and encodes 105 amino acids. The transcript has a single exon. Gene Ontology annotation, biological process: translation. Gene Ontology annotation, molecular function: structural constituent of ribosome. Gene Ontology annotation, cellular component: ribosome. Lineage: Eukaryota; Viridiplantae; Streptophyta; Magnoliopsida; Caryophyllales; Amaranthaceae. The record is from RefSeq and is a predicted model, not a curated record.